AUGCUUAUUAAACGAAUUCUUUUAUCUUCUGAUCCGGCAAUAGAAGGAUCAACAAUGACAAUAUCUACUCCAGAAGACGAAAAGAAUACAAUUUUGAAUAAACGACUCGUUAUCAACAAUAAUAUUGAUACAAUAAUAAUAAGCGGUACAGUAGAAACAAUUACUUCACAAGAGGCUUAUAGACUUGUUAAAAAAUUUGAAGUUAAAGCCGAAAAAGUUGAAACACUUCCAGAUUAUGCAUUUUACAAUUCACUAUUCAUAGAAACGUUUAUCCCAGGUAAUAUCAAAACUAUUGGCCAAAGUGCAUUUUUAUCCAGCACACUUUCAUCAAUUAAUUUCGAUAAAAUUGAAGUUAUCAAUCAAUAUGCAUUCGAUAAUUGCUACAAUCUUCCAAAGGAUAUCGAACUUACUGCAAUUAAGGAAUUGGGAGCAUAUACAUUCUCGAAUUCGAACAUCGAAUCAAUUCAUGUCGCUGGUGGAACUGAAAUAUCCAAUUACUUUGCAUAUAACUGCUAUCAACCUUCGAAAGUUACUAUUUCUUCUACCAUUACAACUAUUGGGGAUUAUGCUUUCUGUCAAUGUCGAAAAUUAACUUCUUUUGACUUUACAUCAAUCACAGAAAUUAAACAAUUUGCUUUUUAUAAUUCAGGACUUGAACAAGUAGAGUUUAAUGCUAUCGCUACUAUUCAUAAUUCUGCAUUUUCGAAUUCAAAUAUUAAAUCAAUUUCAUUCAAAGAGCAGGAAACCGGAACGAUAAAUAUCGAACUUUAUUCAUUUGCUAGUUGCUACCAACUUACCGAUCUAAAAUUGCCAAAGAACGCUAAGAUUACUUAUUUUUCAUUUGAUUCAUGCAUUUCACUCAAAACUGUAACUGCUACUCUCGAUGUAGUUGCUGGAUUUUCAAAUUGUUCAUCAUUAGAAUCGUUUACAAACAAUUAUAAACAGACAGAUCCCUCUCAAUUUCGAUGCAGCAUAUUACAAUGUGCAUUUUAUAAAUGUUCUAAGCUAAAAUCGAUUAAUCUUGCCGAAGUAGGAUAUGUUGACGACUAUGCAUUUGCUUUUUGCACAAGUUUGGAAAGCAUCGGAGAUUAUUCUUUUUCAUCGGUUGGCAGAAUGGGAUUUGCCUAUUGUAAAUCACUUGUUAUUGAUAAAUUAACAUCAGUUAGCACCAUUGGUGAACUAUCUUUCACAUAUUGUACUUCAAUUAAAACAAUGACAAUUACAGGUACUAGAAAUAUCAAUAAAUAUGCAUUUGCUGGAUGUACAAACCUCGAAACUCUAUUUAUUAAUGUAACUGAAACAACUACUAUAAAUUACCCAGAUUUGCUUUACUUUUACCACUCCCCAUGUAAUUUCUGGGGAAAACGAUAA
Messenger RNA from Trichomonas vaginalis G3, 1371 nucleotides. Its product is annotated as ribonuclease inhibitor domain-containing protein. The transcript has a single exon. Bases 1 to 1371 code for a protein of 456 amino acids. The record is from RefSeq and is a predicted model, not a curated record. NCBI's taxonomy places the organism in Eukaryota, Parabasalia, Trichomonadida, Trichomonadidae.